Harpegnathos saltator (Jerdon's jumping ant) is the source of this 2485-nucleotide messenger RNA. Its product is annotated as odorant receptor 4-like. The record is from RefSeq and is a predicted model, not a curated record. The coding region runs from base 809 to 2230 and encodes 473 amino acids. Lineage: Eukaryota; Metazoa; Arthropoda; Insecta; Hymenoptera; Formicidae. Gene Ontology annotation, biological process: detection of chemical stimulus involved in sensory perception of smell; sensory perception of smell. Gene Ontology annotation, molecular function: olfactory receptor activity; odorant binding. The transcript is spliced from 5 exons. Gene Ontology annotation, cellular component: plasma membrane.
UCGACUUGUCCGAGGUGAUGAAAACUUUGAGUGAAAUAAUGGCGUUUUUGAUAUUAUUAACUAAACUCGGGAUUAUUUGGUGUAAACAGCGGUAAAAUACGCAACAAUAUACAUAGCGAUGUGCAGUGCCAGCGAGACCUCACCGUUUUCAGUUUUUUUCUAUUUUCGAACAAAAUUUCCGGUGACGAUAAUUGUUUCGAUCAUUUUUUCGCGCUCUUGAUACCAAUAUGAUAUUGUAAUCAGCAAACAUUAAUUAAGAAUUAAAAUAAUUAAUAAGUAAAACGUUUGACAAGAUAUUAACAUUAAUGGCGGUCGAAUGGAAGAAGUGCAUCAACACGAAGUUCAAUAUUUCCGCCAUGACGAGCAAAGCGAAGUCUAAUUGCGAACUAUAAUCUCAGCAUACAGUCCGUUUCUUCAACAACGUUCGCACAAAAUCACGCGAGGCAUUUUCUCGUUUCUCACCCUCGCCAUGCUCCCCCAGGAGCGAGAAACUUUUCAACUUCGCGUUCAGCCGACUCAUGGAAGCUGCACUACCAAGUUCGCUGCUUGUUGCAUUUUUAAAACGGCCAUGCGAUUGCGCUAUAUACUCUCGGCGGUUACAGAGGGGAUGGAAGCCACCCCCAGGACCCGGGGUUAAGAGAAGAGGAGGUGAAGAACGAUAGUCGCUGGAACUGUCACACGUGGUUUCAUGUUCGGCACUUUGCAUAUGUGCGUUAGUAAUACUUAACGAGUGCUUGCGCGAUUGGUCACUAUUUGCCGACACAUAAAGCUACGACUUCUCUUCUCUGGGUCGUUCAGUGCGUAUAGGAUGAAGAGCGUAGAAUCCGGAUGCACAAAGACAAAGACAACGGAUAUCUUGUCGCGUUUUCCGCCAUCUCCGAUAAACAUGAAGAUGAGCACGCUCAGUCGCGUGAUGGAAAUCGGUCUACAAGCUUGCGGUGUCUGGCCAUAUCUGCCGUCGACCGUUCUCUACCGGCUGUUGUGGGUAGUUACGUUGGGGAUAGUUCAGGUCUUGCAGUAUCAGUACCUGCUGAUACAUUACCACUCCGACAAUUUUGCCGACUUCAUGGAUGGGGUGAGCAGUACCAUGGCGUACACCUUGUUGUUCAUAAAACUCAUCAUUUUGUGGGCCAAUCAGAGGACGUUUGACAAGAUAUUAACGAUGAUGGCGGUCGAUUGGGAGAAGUGCGCCAACACGGAGUUCAGUAUGUUCGCGAUGACGAGCAAAGCGAAGGUGUCGCACUGGCUCGCGAACUGGACGAUCACUCUUUACUCGAUAGCUGUAGUUUUGUAUAGCAGCGAUGUUCUGCUAUACCGCUUGAAUAUCAGCAGAAUCUCCAAUAGCAGCGCACGACCGUUCAUUCUAAAGAUGGAGAUCCCGUUCGACAGUGACAAAAGAUUCGUGUACGAGUCGAUCAUAAUUACACAAUUCUUUCACUUGGUGUCGUGCUCCUGUACGUUUGCGGCGAUCAACGUUUUACUUAUAAUCUUGAUUCUACAUGUCGCUGGUCAAAUCGAUAUACUUUGCGAAUGGUUGGUGGAAAUUUUUCCGUUAGCGAGGAAAUGCGACUUGAAUCUUAUCAUGAUAAGGAAAGUGAUCAAGACGCAUCAGAAAAUCAUCACUUUCUCGGAGCACAUCGAAGACCUGUAUUCAGGUAUCGCGAUGGUAAUAUUCAUAUCGGACACUCUAAUUAUCUGCUGCUUGGGAUUUGUAAUCGUUGCGUCGGUCGGGACACCUGGUGCUUCGAAGAUUAUAAUAAAGACCUUUUUAUUUUAUAUCGUCAUGAACCUGGAGGCAUUUAUAUUCUGUUUCGCCGGAGAAUAUCUAAGCGCUAAGAGCCAAACCGUCGGAGAUGCCGCGUAUGAUUCCCUGUGGUACGAAUCGAAUCCCAAAAACAGUCGGCUGAUGUUGCUUUUAAUAAUGAGGUCGCAGAAUCAACUAACCAUCACAAUCGGGAAGGUCAUGGACUUAUCUUUGGAACGAUUUAGCGGCGUAAGAUCGCUUGUUUUAUGUACAUGGAUUUCUAACGCGCUUAUUAACUCGGUUGAAUAUUUCAUUGAGACAUCGCUUUUUAAUAUCUGGUGCUGUCAAUAUCCGGAUAUCCAAAAGUAUGAUUCAAAUAUCACUCAAACACCGAAAUUUUUCCAGAUAAACAUUCCAAUAACCGGCCGCAGAAAUUUUUCAAUUUAUACCGACAGCAUUGAUCUUAUUAUUAAUUUAUUGACCUAAUUUUCGCACCAUGCACAUGUUGCUUAACUUCUUGUGUUCGACAUGUUUUCUUUUCUUUUAACGUACGUAAAGACCACGAAAAUUACAGUUUUACGCUUCUUACUCACUUGCGUUAUCCUGUCACCUUCUUUUGCUUGCGGCAAUCAGAAAUAAUGCAUCGCGUAAAUAUUAACUCGGCUGCAGAGACUUGCAUCCACUAGCGAAUAUAACAUUGUUGUAGAUCGUGAAGGCUUCAGCUUCCUAUAUAUCGGUUCU